AUGGCAACUGUCCGGCCCCUUCCGCGCGCUGUUCCCAGGCCAGGGCAGUGGAUGGUCCCUAUCCACGGGCGCAAGUGCGCCCCAAGGGCCGCGGCGACCACGGUCGAGAGCGGCGCGCCGCCCGUCGUCAGGCCCGGCCCAGCCCAGCUUCCCGUGGAGGGCAGCCGCCUCGCCCGCAGCUGGUCCAACCUGGAAUUCCUGGUCGUCAAGGUCACCCGCCGCUGCAACCUGAGCUGCUCCUACUGCUACGAAGACAUCGGCAGCGGGUCGGACAUGACGCUGGACACCUUCAUGCGGAUGGCGGACGCGGCGUUCGACUCGACGGACCGCGACCGCGUGGGGUUCCUGUUCCACGGCGGGGAGCCCACGCUGCUGGACGUCGGCUGGUACAGGGCGGCGAUGGACUACGCCGACGGCGUCGCGAGGGGGGCGGGCAAGACGGCGGAGUAUACCAUUCAGAGCAACCUGGUCCGGCUGGAUCAGCCCUUUCUGGACUUGUUCCUGGAGCGCGGCGUGUCGAUAGGGGUGAGCAUGGACGGGCCGCCCGAGAUGAACGACGACUCCCGGGGCGCCGGAAGCGCGGUGGUUCGAAACUUCAUGCGGGCAAAGUCGGCGGGCCUGCAGGUGAGCGUGCUGGCGACCAUCAAUCACAGCAAUUGGAAUCGCAUGCCGGAGGUCAUACACUGGCUGCGGACCGACCUGGGCGAACGGCGGUUCAAGGCGAACGUGGCGUACCCCGUGGGGGCAGGCCUGGACGCGCAGCCGCUGACGGGCGAGCAGAUCUUCAAGGCGCGCAAGGACAUCUUGGACCACAUGCUGGAGACGGGCGGGAACGGCGUGAUCGAGGCCAACCUUGAGAGGGAGCUGAUCAAGUUUGCGGACAAGCGCGGCUGCGGGAAGUCGCUGUGCGACGGGCAGCUGUGCGGGGCCGGCUCGCGCGUGCUGGGCGUGACGCCGGAGGGCAACCUGCUGCCGUGCGGCAGGUUCGAGUGGAACGACCGGGCUUGGAGCCUCGGCAACAUCGGCCAGACGGACGAGGACGCGUUUCGGUCUCGCGGGGAGCAGCUGCGAAGGUUCUGGGGCGCGUCGGAUUACAAUUGGGCGGACUGCGGCACGUGCAGGGCGCGCCACAUGUGCAGCUACAGCUGCCAGGCCUUCGUGGUGCGCUCAAAGAGGCAGCUCAACAUCGAGUGCGCCCCCACCUUGAGCCUCUACGACUACCUCGUUGAGCAGCCCCAGGGGAGGGUGGAGGCGCUCGUGGCCACGCUCAAACUGCACAGUGCAAUGGGCACCGCAGAAUACAGGGAUGGAGGGAGUUCAUACAAUGACUACGGGUACAAUGACAAGGGCUACAACGACGCUGGGUACACGGAUCGGUAG
Messenger RNA from Ostreobium quekettii, 1380 nucleotides. NCBI's taxonomy places the organism in Eukaryota, Viridiplantae, Chlorophyta, Ulvophyceae, Bryopsidales, Ostreobiaceae. The record is from the annotation of a GenBank genome assembly.